Messenger RNA from Sinocyclocheilus rhinocerous, 4283 nucleotides. Its product is annotated as nardilysin-like. NCBI's taxonomy places the organism in Eukaryota, Metazoa, Chordata, Actinopteri, Cypriniformes, Cyprinidae. Gene Ontology annotation, molecular function: metal ion binding; metalloendopeptidase activity. The transcript is spliced from 30 exons. Gene Ontology annotation, biological process: proteolysis. The record is from RefSeq and is a predicted model, not a curated record.
GUUGCAUAGACGCAACCUACCAGUGACAGGCUGCGUGCUGUAAAGUUCGGCUGACCCAUCAUCAGGAUAGCAGUCAGUAUUGCUCUGUUCAAGGCUGCGCGUACGUUUCACCUGUUUUGUAGCAGAGCCAUAAACCGCCCCGUUCACCUCAACUCCAGUGCUAAAGUAGCAUCAUUGCUCAAGAUGCCCCAGACAAACAAGUUCAAAAGUGCUGGAGCCAGCAGUGCUGCUCAGUUUGCUGGUCCAGACCGGGGAGAAGCACUCAGAGACCCCAGCGCACCUCCGGGGGACAGUGGUGGAGAUGACAACCAAGGAGACCCUCAAAUUAUUAAAUCUCCAAGUGACCCCAAACAAUACAGAUACAUUGAGCUGAGUAACGGACUGAGGGCUCUCCUGAUCUCUGAUCUGAGUGGUUUAGAUGGGAAAACUGAAGAUGAUGAAGAUACAGAAGAGGAGGAGGAAGAAGAAGAGGAGGGAGAGGAAGCGGAAGAGGAGGGAGACUCGGGGGAAGGAACGGAUGAGGAAUCUGAAGAAGAAGGGGACAGUCAAGAUAGUGACUUUGAGGAGCUUGACGAGGACAACGACAGGAAGAAGAAAAAGGGAUCUGAAAAACAGUCUGCAGCGGCCCUGUGUAUUGGCGUAGGGAGUUUCAGUGACCCUAAUGACCUACCUGGCCUUGCACACUUCCUGGAACACAUGGUGUUCAUGGGCAGCGAAAAGUACCCUUCUGAAAAUGGCUUUGAUGCGUUCCUUAAAAAGCAUGGUGGCAGUGAUAAUGCUUCCACUGAUUGUGAGAGAACCAUUUUCCAAUUUGAUGUCCAGAGAAAACGCUUCAAAGAAGCCCUUGACAGAUGGGCUCAGUUUUUCAUCUGUCCUCUUAUGAUUGAAGACGCCAUUGACCGAGAGGUUGAGGCUGUGGACAGUGAAUAUCAGCUUGCUAAGCCUUCAGACUCUCACCGUAAGGAAAUGCUCUUUGGCAGCCUAGCAAAGCCCAACCAUCCCAUGAGCAAGUUCUGCUGGGGAAAUGCACAGACCCUGAAGACUGAGCCUAGGGAAAAGAAUAUCAAUGUUUACAAGCGGCUCCGUGAGUUUUGGAAAAGGUACUACUCUGCCCACUAUAUGACCUUAGCUGUGCAGUCUAAAGAGAGUCUUGACACCCUUGAGGAAUGGGUUAGAGAAAUCUUCAGUCAGGUACCCAACAAUGGGAAGCCGAAACCUGAUUUUUCAGACCAGUUGAGCCCCUUUGAAACACCUGCUUUCAACAAACUUUACCGAAUGGUGCCUGUUAGAAAAGUACAUGCCCUCACCAUCACAUGGGCUCUACCCCCGCAAGAGAAGCACUACAGGGUAAAGCCUCUGCAUUACAUUGCUUGGCUGAUUGGCCACGAGGGAACUGGAAGUAUCUUGUCCAUGCUUAGGAGGAAGUGCUGGGCUCUAGCUUUGUUUGGCGGAAACAGUGAGACUGGUUUUGAUCAGAACACCACCUAUUCAAUUUUUAGUAUCUCCAUAACUCUGACUGAUGAGGGCUUCCAGAACUUCUGUGAGGUUGCUCAUCUCGUCUUCCAGUAUUUGAAAAUGCUUCAGACUCUUGGGCUCGGUGUUUUUGUAUUUCAGGCUAUUAGAAGCAAUUUGAAAAGAGAUGGAUAGGAGUAUUUGUUUGUAGACUCUGUACUUACAGUGUUGCUUUUACAGACUGAUCCUAUUGAGUAUGUGGAGGAUAUCUGUGAAAACCUGCAGCUGUUCCCAAAAGAAGACUUUUUAACAGGAGACCAGCUAAUGUUUGAGUUCAAACCGGAGGUGAUCUCUGUUGCACUGAACCUCCUCACACCAGAGAAGGCUAACUUGCUCCUGUUGUCUCCUGAGCAUGAAGGCCAGUGCCCACUCAGGGAAAAGUGGUUUGGGACUCAGUACAGUGAAGAGGACAUACAGCAGCACUGGAGAGAGCUCUGGGCAGGAGAUUUCGAUUUAAACCCAAGCCUUCACCUACCUGCUGAAAAUAAGUUCAUCGCCACUGAUUUCACCCUCAAAACCUCUGACUGUCCAGACACAGAGUACCCUGUCAGAAUAAUGAACAAUGACAGAGGGUGUUUGUGGUAUAAGAAGGACAACAAGUUCAAGAUCCCCAAAGCGUACGUGCAGUUCCACCUUAUAUCACCUGUGGUUCAGAAGUCUGCAAAAAACCUGGUGCUUUUUGACCUGUUUGUGAAUAUCCUGGUGCAUAACUUGGCAGAGCCAGCCUACGAGGCUGAUGUGGCCCAGCUAGAAUAUAAAUUGGUUGCAGGGGAGCAUGGUCUUGUCAUCAAGGUUAAGGGCUUCAACCACAAACUACCAUUGCUGUUCAACCUGAUCGUGGAUUAUCUUGCUGAUUUCUCCGCUGCUCCUGAUGUAUUCAGCAUGUUUGCAGAGCAGCUGAAGAAAACCUACUUUAACAUCCUCAUCAAGCCUGAAAAGCUUGGAAAAGACGUGAGGCUUCUGAUUCUAGAGCACUCUCGCUGGUCGACCAUUCAGAAGUACCAGGCUGUGCUGGAUGGGCUCAGUGUGGACGAGCUCAUGGAGUUUGUGAGCAGCUUCAAGUCAGAGCUAUAUGCUGAAGGACUAGUGCAGGGAAACUUCACUUGCACUGAAUCCAUGGGAUUUUUGCAGUAUGUUACAGACAAAUUGCAAUUCAAGAAGCUGUCAGUAGAGGUCCCUGUUCUCUUCAGAGUGGUAGAACUUCCUCAGAAACAUCAUCUGUGCAAAGUGAAGACUCUCAACAAGGGAGAUGCAAACUCUGAGGUCACUGUGUAUUACCAGUCUGGUCCUAAGAACCUGCGUGAACACACUCUUAUGGAGCUACUAGUGAUGCACAUGGAGGAGCCAUGCUUUGACUUCCUCCGAACCAAAGAGACACUGGGAUAUCAUGUCUACCCAACCUGUAGAAACACAUCAGGUGUCCUUGGAUUCUCAGUCACAGUAGAGACUCAGGCCACCAAGUUCAACACUGAGCUGGUGGAGACAAAGAUUGAGGAGUUUCUGAUGAGCUUCGGAGAAAAGAUGAACAGCUUGAGUCGUGAGGCUUUUAAGACCCAGGUGACUGCUCUCGUCAAGCUGAAGGGUUGCGAAGACACCCAUCUUGGCGAGGAGGUGAACAGGAACUGGACAGAGGUAGUCACGCAGCAAUACGUCUUCGACAGACUCAGCCGAGAGAUUGAUGCACUGAAACUCAUGACCAAGGCUGAACUCGUGAACUGGUUCAUGGGACACCGGGGUGAAGGCAACAGGAAGCUCAGUGUACAUGUUGUUGGUUACGGAGUAGAAGAGAACGACCCUCCUAGUGAGGAACAUCCGGCCGCUGGAAAAGAAGAGGAAGAGGGUAGUAAGAUGUCAUUGUAUGGGGAGGUUUCCAAACUCACCUUCCUUCCUGCUUCCACUUUACUGGCCUCAGUCACUACCAUCACAGACACCCAGGCCUUCACUUCCACCCUCAAUCUCUACCCUUACCACAAAAUUCUCAAAUAAACAAAAGCAUGGACUCACUCUGCCAGCUGGCACACAGGCACGCACCCCCUACCUCCAUCUUCCAUCCUUUCUUCUUGUCUACUUGAGCAAGGAUGAGCAGGGGCCGGCGGUCUCCCAAUGCUCCCGUUCUUUUGAAACGAGCUUCAGCCAUGUGUGCGUUCAUAUAAUGAGCCCUGCUGUUAAAAUGGCAUUGCUGUGAAUGUUGUGUGUGCGUGUGUGCGUGCAUGAAUGGGGCUCAGUUUGGGGGUCCUGCUGACAGACGCAGAUCACAAGGUCUCAUUAUAUAUCCCUCCUUGGCUGUAGUGGAGCUUUAGAACAUAAACAUGACUUCAAACUACUCAGAAUUGUGUGUAUUUUAUUAAUAGGUCUGCAGUGUUAAGUUUGUACUAAUACAUUUAUAAAGUUGUGACACUGUGCUGAAAAGUAUGAAAUAUAUUUGAAUGAAGUGCAGUAAGAGAGAUUGCUGGACUGCUUUUUAUGUAGCCAGUUGAUGAUGCCUGAUACUGAGGAUGUGUAAUGGUGCUUCAGAGGUGGGCAUUUGAGCAUGCAAGACCAAAAUGAUGAUGCUUCUAUUACUGCUAUAGCAUCAUUCUGCAUUUGGCACAACCUCAACUUGUAAACUGAGCAAUUGCUAAUAUCACUGCUUAAAUUCAGAAUGUGCAAAUAUAUAUUUAUUAAAAGUACCGUGAAGCUACUAGCUCGAUUUUACCUGAGUGUUGAAUGUUAGUUUGCUGUCUGUAUCAAAGGAUAAACAAUAAAAACAUCAUGUAGGCUGCCAUGGAAUA